Molecule: messenger RNA, 1108 nt
Organism: Lepisosteus oculatus (spotted gar)
Lineage: Eukaryota; Metazoa; Chordata; Actinopteri; Semionotiformes; Lepisosteidae
Product: junctional sarcoplasmic reticulum protein 1
Source: RefSeq, a predicted model, not a curated record
GGGGCAGGGGGGCGGGGAGUGGGGGGCGUGGGUCUGUGCGAGAGUCCUGCAGGGCAGGCGAAACCGAGCCGACACAGAGUGCAGCUCCGCGAUGGAGGAGAGCGCCUUCGAGACCUUCGAGGGGGAUAUAGUUCCCGAGGAGCUCAUGGAGGAGCUGCUGGUCCCAGAGGAGCCCUCGUCCCAGACCAGCCAGCCACCUCCCAGCGAAGGUGCCCCAACUUUACAGAAAAGCAAAGAGGAGGAGGUGGAGGAGUUUGUGGAAGCCAUGGAGAGCAAGCCUGCCCCCAAGCCAGCCCCCAAGCCAGCCCCACCCAGGGAAAGGCCACACCCAGUGCGGCGCGCAGCUUCAACGGGCGGCCAACAGGAGGCGCCGUGGGGCGGGGUCACGCUGAACCGCUGCCUGCUGGUGGCCGUCGUCGUGGUGCUCAUCACCUCCGGCCUCCAGAGCCUGCAGGACGCCCUGGACAUUUGGGAGGACGUCCCAGUGGAGACCAGGGAAAGGACGGUGCUGGUGCAGUCUGUCUGCCACAAGGAGGAGGACACACCAGACGUGCCCGAGACCUCUCUCUGGAACCACGUGUCCUGGUGGAACUGGGUGGCAGAAGAGGAAGAGGCAGAGAGACCAGAGGCCGAAGGCCAAAGAGAGGCAGCCGGGGGAGGCCGGAGGGCCGAGGCGAGGAGGCGGCGGCGGAAGGAGAGGGCCGACGAGGCCGGGGAGGGGGCAGGGAGGGGGGGUCGCAUCCGGCACAGGGGGCCAGUGGGGAAGGGCCUGCUGAAGGGCAGGGAGGAGGAGAGGGGGAAAGGGAAGGGGGAGAAGGAGGAGAGGAGGGGGCAGGGGGAGAAGCAGAGGGGGAAAGGGAGGGGGGAGAAGGAGGAGAGGAGGAAGAGGAGGGCGGGCAGGGAGGAGAGGGGACAGGAGGCGAAGGAGAGGAGGAAGGAGCAGGAGAGGAAGGAGGGGAAACCAGGCCGAGAGAGCGGGCGCGCCCCCGCCGGCGCUGGAGAGAAGAGGCAGGGGGUGAGGGAGCACCGCCACACGCUGUACGGGGAGAAAUUCACCCGCAAGAGGAGGGGGGAGAGCCCGCCCGGGGCGCCCAGGAGGAGCGGGUGA